CUCAACAGUACCACGACGCCGUUGACGGCUUGUGCGACCUUGGGUGGCCUCGUGCGGAUGAAUUGAGAAUGGCUUGCCUGAUUGUGGAGAACGGCUCGCAUGUUGUCUCGGGCACCAGCGCAGACAGGGAUGCUGCCUGCCGCUUCAUCCAACCUUCCUCUUUGGCUUUUUGAAUUCUACAAAUAUCGCUCCCCGCACUUUCCGAUCGAGCCUCACUCCCAAUUUCUGAUUCAAUUUCGUUAGUGUCCCGAGUGCAAGGUGCUUCCCAGUGUGUGCUCUGAAAGCGAAAGCGACGUCACUAGAACAACAUCUUCGAUCAUGAGGAUCUUUGUAGCAGCAUCACUGCUAUUCGCCAUUGCUCAGGCUGCCACCUCAAGAUCGUGCGCUCAAUAUUCGCCCAGCCCAGUACCCGUCUCACAACUCACGUCGUACUUUCCACGCCAGAAGAUCACUAAUGAUGUGGCUGACAUCGAAGACAUUCGCCAAACACUCUCCCAGUAUGCUAUAAUCAUUGACGGUCGUUCCUUCGAAUCGCUGCCCGAUGUCUUCACUGCAGACGCGACAGCCGACUACUCAGCCCCAUUGGGAGUCCUGACCGGUGUCGAAGCCAUCAAAACCACACUCUCCGCCUCCCUCGCUCAAUUUCCUGGGACCCAACAUCUCCUCGGCACUCAGCGGAUCCGUAUCUGUGACAAGAACACUGCCGUGAGCGCGACGUACUUCCAAGCGACGCACUUUCUGCGCCCAAACGCUACGGUGGGCGCGGCUGGAAUAGAGGAUGACUCGGACACACUGUAUGCGUUUGCGCAGUACCAAGAUUCGUGGGUCAAGCGCGAUGGGCUUUGGAAGAUCAGAUACAGGAAUGUGGUGUACAUGGGCCCGUUGAUUACAGACUUGAACUAGCGUGACUGGACUGCAUAAUGCGUAUGAGCGACUCUGGCAUCAGAUUUGCUCUCAAAUUAGAAGAGGUGUUGCAUCUGUACUGGCUAAUGCGGGUCGUGGACUGGUUGUCAACCAGGCCGCGGUUGGACGCAAACUUGACUUCUACACCACUAUGGUAUACAAACUCUAUUUGUCGGAACAGUGUUUUCGCAUGUUGUGUAGACGUCUAACUGUACGUGUUAGCCGUACACUAUCCCAACACCCUGCGAGCGCGUGUUAGCUGGGAAGUUUACAGACAACCUGGUCUUUCGUGUCCGUUGGAUGGGGAAAUCAUGUAGGCGGAGACUGGUACCCUAAAGGUCACCGCAGCACUGUGAAACUCUUAUCAAUAGUACUGGUUAUCGAAAGGUCAAUGCCCGCCCAUAUCGAAUGAUGCAAAUGUUCCCUCCUUCAAUGAGG
Molecule: messenger RNA, 1341 nt
Organism: Boeremia exigua
Lineage: Eukaryota; Fungi; Ascomycota; Dothideomycetes; Pleosporales; Didymellaceae
Exons: 2
Coding region: 319-903 (194 amino acids)
Source: RefSeq, a predicted model, not a curated record